CUAGAUUGUUCUAGCUAACGUGACAGAAAACCUCGAUAUCUCAGCGUCAUUUCAAAAUAUCUCCAGAAGUCCCAUCAUCAACAAUCAUGGCACCCACCUUUCUUGUCGUUGGUGCGACUGGGAACACCGGCCGCAGCGUUGUCGACACCCUCUCCAAACUCCUCGCAAGCCACAAGACAUUUUCAGACCAUCAAAUUCUCGCUCUUACGCGAUCUUCAAAGAGUGAGAUUUCCCAACAGCUCGCCAAAUUGCCUCAUGUCAAGGUGGAAGAGCAAAACUGGGUCGAGAUAACCAAAGAAUGGCUCCUUGAGCGCAACGUCGUCAGGGCGUUCAUUGCAUCCCACAACCAGCCGAACCAUUUCGCGGAAGAAUCAACAUUUCAUGUCGCAGCUCUCAGAGCAGGCGUCCAAUAUGUGGUCAGGAUCUCAACAACAGCCGCAAACGUCACACCGGACUGCGAUGCAUACUACCCACGUACGCACUGGGCAAUCGAAGCCAUGCUCAGCUCGCCCGAAUUCGAGAAGCUGAAAUGGACUUCAUUGCAGCCUAACGUUUUUACGACGAUGUUUCUUGCUACCGCGGCCCAACUGAUCAAGCAGUACCGUAAGGAUGGUACGCAAGAUGUGCUUCGAACAAUGGCAUCACCAGAUGCCCCCAUUGGCGUCAUUGAUCCCAAUGAUGUCGGUACCUUCGCAGCUCAUCUUUUGCUACAAGAAGAUGUUACCAAACACAACAAAGCCAAGUAUGUCAUGAACGGCCCGGAGGAUCUCACUGGAAAUCAGAUCGUACAGAUGGUCGAGGAGCAAAUCGGCGUCAAGGUUGAGAAUGUCAAUUUCAAGGAUAUGACGUUCAUCGACUACAUGGCCGCUUCGAGCCAAGAGUCAAAGAAUGUCAUUUUGUCCAUUAAGUAUGCCCCAGUGACAGGCUGGGAAGGACUGUGCUUGACUUCUACGACCAGCAAGGAGGUUCUUGAGCUUGCUCCUCCCAAGAGAACGCCUGCCCAAGUGUUGCGAACAUUGCUUGAGUAGUAGACAAUGUACCAGAGAAGGGCGAUUCCACUACAAGGGAAUGAAG
Molecule: messenger RNA, 1074 nt
Organism: Aaosphaeria arxii CBS 175.79
Lineage: Eukaryota; Fungi; Ascomycota; Dothideomycetes; Pleosporales
Product: NAD(P)-binding protein
Exons: 1
Coding region: 87-1028 (313 amino acids)
Source: RefSeq, a predicted model, not a curated record